CAGGUAUUUCGUAAUGUCCUACCGUUGAAAAUAGGCUAAGUUCCCAGUCACAGUGCUAUAUAAACCUGGCGGGCAAAGGACACUCACUAACGACUCUGGCUCGACAAGUAGACCUGCUUCAAUCCCAGAGGUGAAUACUGAGACGAAUAAGCAUGCAGCUCUUAAUACUUCUUGCUGCCGUUGUGGGUGUAUCCCUGGCCGCCCCAAGCCCUGAUGUUUGCUCCAACGUCAACGCUACGGCUAUUAAGUGUAUGACAGACAACGGAAUUCCUCUUCAAGAUGUGCUCUCUAUGCAGAAGGCUGCUUUGUCUGGGAACAUUGCAGCAAUGAACCUGACCCGCUUCUGUGGCGACAAAAAAGAUGGCUACCUGAAAGGUGUGGAGUGUGUAAUGAACUCCGUGGCUGUGUGUAUCCCAUCGUAGAGUUUGUGAGGCGACCAAGAGCGCCUACGUGUGCGAGGAUGCCAUUGUGAGGUCAUGUGAUGUGCACACCGCUGAUGUGUACAAACAGUUCAUUGACCCUUUCAUGAAGAGGGACUGCGAUAACUUUGUCCUCGGGUGAAUGUGACAAAGUGUCCAGGACGACCGGGGUAUCAAAGGAUAAAAAAGAAACUCGCAACAAACAAGGAAAUUGGAUUCUUUCUUCAAAAUGAAAUCAGAACUGUCUGUCUUCUCUCGAAGUUCAAAAA
Aplysia californica (California sea hare) is the source of this 688-nucleotide messenger RNA. RefSeq lists its product as uncharacterized. NCBI's taxonomy places the organism in Eukaryota, Metazoa, Mollusca, Gastropoda, Aplysiida, Aplysiidae. The record is from RefSeq and is a predicted model, not a curated record.